Aspergillus neoniger CBS 115656 is the source of this 1516-nucleotide messenger RNA. RefSeq lists its product as uncharacterized. The coding region runs from base 1 to 1116 and encodes 371 amino acids. The transcript is spliced from 2 exons. NCBI's taxonomy places the organism in Eukaryota, Fungi, Ascomycota, Eurotiomycetes, Eurotiales, Aspergillaceae. The record is from RefSeq and is a predicted model, not a curated record.
AUGAGUUCUGACCCUGAAGUCCAGGAGAUAACCAUCUCCCCCAAAGCGGACACUGAUAUCCUCAUCAAAGAAUACACUAGGGAUUAUAAGGGUGAAAAAGAGAUAACAAAAUGCGUUUUGAUGAAAGUUGAGCGCGAGAAGUUACUUGAAGCUGAAUACUUUCGAGCAAUGUUUGGUCACGGGCGCUGGCUCGAGUCAGGAAGUCAGAAGAUUACCCUGGAGGAGGACAACUGCACGGGCAUGGAAGUUCUCCUGCGCAGCCUUCACGGCACCCUCCAGGACAUGCCUCUCGAUUCUGUUACUGUUGCUGGGACGUGGCACGUUAUAAUGUCCUGCGAUAAGUACAAUGUUGAUCAGAAAAGACUGAGUUCAUGGUUUGAGACAUGGUGGAAGCAUGAAAGCCAGAAGCAGACCACCAAAGAUCAUUACAUUGAGUUUUCUAGGGAAAUGAUGUACUCGUGCUUCGUAUUCGACUAUGCCCAUGGAUUCCAAUCUGCCACCAAGGAGCUGGUGUAUGGGUCCAUCGGUCACAUCACCGAGAAGAAUCCAACUGACAUUAGGCGGAUGCAUUUGCCCCCGCGCAUCAUCCAGCAGGUCAACGCGGCUCGUGGUCGGCUUAGAAAUAUUCUUCACAAGGGGUUAUUCGAAACACUGGGAUAUCUGGUCAAUAAUGGGACGUGUUCCUGUAAGGAACUCACUACCUUUGAAUACUUGCGGCAGCUGGCCAGAAUUGACGUCUGGCCGCUGGAAGACUGCAUGAAAGCCGAAAGUAUUAAUCAGAUGCUCGAACGACUGCGUUUGUUUGAUGCAACGAAAAUGCGAAAGCUUACGGACCCUCUGUCUGGAAAAGUGAGACCGUGCAUUCGUUGUAACGCAGCUUGGGACGCUAUCGUUUUGCGAGCAUCCAAAACAGUAGCAGAGUACUUUAAUGGUCUCUGCUUGGACUGUAUGGAUCUCAGUAAGGAUCUACGGUCAGAUGGUGACAGAGAUGAGGAUUACUGGAAGCAUAAUGAGUUGAAGAAGUGGGAUACCGGUUGCCGGGUGAAACAUGGGGAGCCCACAUGGUACUUUAGUUUCAUGGGGCGCAGGGAAAAGCGCGGCCUUAUCGGGGACUAGUGACUACCCUCCUUUGCUGUGGUGCCCUUUGGGCGUGGACAUUGACAUAUUGCAUCUGUCUUUUCUCAAGUGUACCCCACAGAGAUUGUCCCACACCUUGAUGAAGCCCUGCUACAAAUGCAGCUGCCCUUGAUCUGGUUCGUGUGUUGUGAAGAUGGUUAAUGCGCGUUUUUGCUUCGCACUCUUCGAAUAUGCGAUGCAGUUGAUUGAUGGUGGAAGGGGCCUGUAUUUAACACGUGCUGACAUAGUGCACCAAUGUACCCCAAGCCGUGGAAUUGAUAUUCGCGUUGUUUUCAAGCAAUUAGAUAUGGUACUAUCAAAUGGUAGUAGAUCAAGGGCCCCAACUACAUACAAUAACCCGGUAGAUGACCAUCCAGCUGUCAACUGUAGUUUAUUUCUC